AUGCUCUUCAAGAGAUGGAAAAUGAUACAGCCCAUAGAAUAUUCCUUGACUACAAGAGUCACGAAUACGCUUGUUGAUUAUUGGAACAUAGUCCUCAUUCUUCUUGUGAUCUACUACUGCACUGUCACCAUUUUCAGCCGUGGCCUUCAUAGAAUCCCUGGGCCUUUCCUUCGAGCCCUCUCGCCGAUACCGCGAUUAUUGUCAGUGUAUAAGGGUUUCAGUUAUGAAGAUGAUUCCGCUUUGCAUCAGAGAUACGGUCCAAUUGUUCGCCUGGGGCCGAACCUCCUCUCUGUAAACAGCGCAGAUGAGCUCCAUACCAUCUAUGGAGUUUCAACCCUGUUUUACAAGUCUCGAUUCUAUUCUCUCGCGGAGGGAUAUGACGAAACAGGGCUCAUUCCCGAUCCGUUCGUGAUGACCGAUAAGGCCAUGCAUUCGAGACUUAGGCGCGGUGCUGCAAAUGCAUACUCUCUCAACUCGAUGGUGCAACUCGAAGCAUACGUUGAUCCCGUUACUGAGCGGUUAAUACACAAAAUCCAAAAAGAAUAUGCAACAGGGAAAAGGAUUAUUGAUCUCAGCCAGCUUGUGCAACAGUACGCUAUGGACGCCAUAUGCGCACUGACAUACGGCAAAGACCUAAACCACAUCGAAAAAGGAGACUACCUUGGAUUCUUCAAAACAAGCUUAAUCAUAAAUAGAUACAUGGGUAUUUUCGGCCAAAUCCCCUGGGUCCAUAGAUUUCUUCUCGGGAACUCGUUCAUAGCACCCUUCAUCGUCGGCCCCGAGAGUAAUGAAAAGAUCUUUCAGCUAGCCAAAGAGGAAAUAGCAGCGGAUGGGCUAAUCAGCGAAGGGAGAGACGAGUCACUAGACCGGCCCUCGACAUUUUUGCAGCGCCUACUCCUUAAUCAAAGAAGAAGCCCUACAUCGAUCAAUGAGCGCGAGAUAAUGGCACACUGCUUCAACAAUAUUGCUGCUGGAAGUGAUACGACGGCCAUCUCUAUACGGAGUAUCUUAUUCAAUACCUUAAAGCAUCCCCGUGUGCAUCAGCUAUUGAGAAAAGAAAUCCGCGAGGCGUUCCCAACGUCUGAGCUGGAAUCAAAGUCUGUAUCUUUUCGAAGAGUCAGUAAGCUUCCUUACCUGGGGGCUGUAAUCAUGGAAGGAAUCCGGCUGCAUCCAUCAGUUGGCCUGAUGUUUGCUCGUGUUGUGCCUGAGCCGGGUGCAACCAUUUGCGGGCAGUUCCUGAAGCCUGGCGUGGAGGUUGGGAUAAACCCUUGGCUCCUGCAACGCAACUCAGAGGUCUUCCCGAACCCGGACGAAUUUUAUCCUGAUCGUUGGCUACCUGAGAAUACUUCCAAGGAGAGACUCAUACUGAUGAAUAAAUGUUGGAUUCCGUUUGGCCACGGGGCACACACUUGUAGUGGCAGGUGGAUUAGCUGGAUGAUUAUUCACAAACUAGUUGCUACCCUCGUCCUACUAUUUGAUAUGGACUUGGUGGACGGCGGAAAGGAUUACACUUUUCGGAACUUUUGGCUCACCCCACAGAGAGGACUAUAUAUAUCUCUAACAAGUGCCCCUCCUUAG
Clonostachys solani is the source of this 1578-nucleotide messenger RNA. Lineage: Eukaryota; Fungi; Ascomycota; Sordariomycetes; Hypocreales; Bionectriaceae. The record is from the annotation of a GenBank genome assembly.